AUGGUUUCAUAUGUCGCCAAUUCGUCUCAUGUAUCUAGGUACAUAAACAAGGAAAUUGGCAAACAAAAUGCCUUCGGCGCAGUUGAUAACUUGCCAACCGCAAUUAUGUCAUCAGCUUCGCCCAAUCCCUUACUAUCGGCGCCUUCUGACAAGCUCCUGGCACCUGCUACGCCUGAUUCACCAGUCCCCUUGAAGCGCACGUUGGAUCGCUCUCCCUCUGACAGAGCUGGCAAGCGCGCUAAAGUUAAGGGCCGCACGAACAAAAGGACUUGGGACGAGGCGCGUGAUCCUGACGAGGAGAGAGGAGAGAAAACCCGGGAUAACUCAUACCAUGAAAUUUGGUACUGCAAGCACUGCGACUCGGCCAAAAAGCCGAACUCGGUAACAACCAACCUGAGCCGAGCCCGCAAGCACCUACGGGACUUUCAUGGCAUCCGGGUUGUAGAGCGGGUAGAAGGGUCAGAUCUGAAGAAGCAGCAACAUGGCACCAUUACAGAUAUGUUUGGAAGGCAGGAGGAGCGCCAAGCCAAUCGAAAUCUUGACGAAGAAAAGUACCUGGUAAAUGGUAUUAACAUUCCUGCAUUCGAGGAAGCACUUGCUAGGCUUCUUGCGGUUCGCAACAUUGCCCACUCGUUCAUCGAAUACCCUGAGUUUCACGCCGUUAUACUCUCCUGCAACUACAUGGCCCGGGACGUCCUCUUACGCAGCCGCAGAGCGGUCCCGAAGCUUCUCGAAAACACUUUCGCUCUACAUAAACAAGGUCUCGUUGGGAAGCUUCGUAAUUGUCUCUCAUCCAUGGUUCACUUCACUAUUGACAUGUGGACCUCAUCGGAACAGAAGGCGGCAUACCAGGCAAUCGUGGCCCAUUUUGUAGAUGCAGAUACAAGAGAAGUCGCCCAAGCGUUGUUGUCGCUGCGCGAGUUCAAAGGAAGCCACAGCGGGGAGUUGCAAGCCAAGGUUUUCCUAGAAGUGGUCGAAGAGUACGGUCUCAGCGAGAAAGUUGGCUACUUUACGAUGGAUAAUCACGAUGCUAACGAUACCAUGCUUGACGAUAUUGCAAAAGGCAUUGAGGCUUUAGAUCCGGUUGCCAGGCGACUACGCUGCAGCGGCCACAUUAUGAACCUCAUCGUUCAAGCAUUCCUCUCUCGGGGCAAGGCAAAGAAGAUCCAGGAGGAUGAACAAGAGGGAAUUGAUAAGGCGUAUGAGCGACUGUGCAGACAAUCCGAGAAAGAAGGAGGAGGCAAAAUUACGAAAGCACAGGCUACCGAGGAGUGGCGGGAGUUUAGUGUCCUGGGCAAGCUCCACAACUUGUGCAUAUAUUCAAGAAGUUCUACCAGCAUUCACAACGACUUCAAAGCCAAGAUUGGCAGGGCCUUGCCGAGGGACAAUGAUACACGUUGGAACUCAUGGUUUCGCCUUAUUGAUGUGGCUAUUGAGAGGCGCGCCAAGUUCAUGGAUUGGAUCCAAGAAAAUCAUGCCAAAAUACAGAAAGACGCACUGGACCACAACGAUUGGAACGAACUCAGAGAUAUCCAUGCCUUUUUACAGGUAUUCACCAGAUCUCAGUACGCCAAGGCCGAGAGAAUACACUGGAUGAAGUUCUGUCCCACAUGGAUUUCCUCCAUCAUCACUUCACACAGACUCAAAGUCGGGCUUUCAGCAACCCGCAAGUAUUACCAGCUUACCGAACAAGCCCCCGUGUACGUGGCCGGGAUUCUCCUCCACCCAGCACUCCGAAAGAGCUAUCUGAGUGAGCAGUGGAAGAGAAAUCCAGCCUGGGUUAGCAAUGCAGUGAAGGCUGUAAGGCAGAUUUGGUCGCAGGAGCACAAAAGCUACCAGCUCCCAGAGAGGCAACAGGAGAAUGGGCAAGAGCUUGAUGAGUUUGAUCGCUGGAGGAGGAAGGUAUACAGCACAGCGAGUGAGGUGAAGGAUGAAUUUGAUCGUUUCAUCCAUGUAAGUAAAUUUACAGCGUGUGAUGGACGGACGUUGACGCUUUCUCACAGGGCUCACAGGCCGGAAUUGGGCAACAAACGGCCUUACAGUGGUGGCUUGAACCGACCCAGCAAGCGAACUUCCCCCUCCUCUCCCGCAGAGCGAAUCUUCUCGGGCGCGAGACGGCAGGUCACGUGGGACAGAUGCAGUAUGUCUGCGAAUAUGGUAGAGGCAUGCGAGUGCAUCAAGAGCUGGAUAAGCAUUCCAAAGGGGAAAAACAGGCCACUUCUUGCUGGGGUGUUUAGGGCAGCAAAGGAUAUAGACGCGGCCGUAAGGAUACUGCAGGAAGAUUUAGAAAUGGACAAGGGGGCGGACAGUGAUGUCGAAGCUGGGGACUUGGUACUAUAG
Molecule: messenger RNA, 2340 nt
Organism: Pochonia chlamydosporia 170
Lineage: Eukaryota; Fungi; Ascomycota; Sordariomycetes; Hypocreales; Clavicipitaceae
Product: transposase-like protein
Exons: 3
Coding region: 1-2340 (779 amino acids)
Source: RefSeq, a predicted model, not a curated record